Molecule: messenger RNA, 2091 nt
Organism: Symbiodinium natans
Lineage: Eukaryota; Dinophyceae; Suessiales; Symbiodiniaceae
Source: the annotation of a GenBank genome assembly
AUGGAUCCUGCAACACUGGACCCCAUGCGCCAGUAUGAAAAGUGGGGCGAUCUUGAUCUGGACUCAGAGAAAGACGGCUUCGGCCCAUGCCUGUACAAUGUGGAAGCGAAGAGGAAGUUCAAGGAAAAGCCUGCCUGCGGUGCAGAGACGAUUCUGCAAGUUCUUCAGAAGACCAAGGAAAAGCUUGGUGACGAGAAAGGUGUUGGCUGGCGCAACGUCAUCAACGUCCACCAAGUCGAUGAUGGCAGUGGCGUAAAAAGGGAGAAGAUCGAGCUGGAGAAUAAGUACAACUGGAUGACGUACAACGAACUCUGCGCCCGCACUGAGAAUCUUGCCAAGGGAAUGGUGGCACUAGGUGUCGAGCCGGAAUCCCGUGUGGUGAUCUACGCCGAAACUCAACGUGAUUGGAUGGUCAGUGCGUACGCUGCGUGGCAGCUGAACUGCAAGGUCGUCACAAUCUAUGCCACGCUAGGCGAGGAGGGGGCUUCAUAUGGUAUCAACGAGACCGAAUCUAGCACUGUGGUGGUUGAUGCCAAGCUCCUGAAAGUUCUUCAGAAGAUUCUUCCGAAGUGCAAAUCCAUCAAGCGCGUUCUCACAAUGACUGCCUGCGAUGAAGCAGUUGCAAAGCAGAUGCAGGAAGCGGGCGUGCACGUGGAGACUCUCGAGGAGUGCGUCGAGCGCGGCAGCAAAGAGUCAUGCCAGUUGCAGACAGCCAAGCCGUCCGACAUCGCGAUCAUCAUGUACACGUCUGGCACCACUGGAGCGCCGAAAGGUGUGCUGCUGACCCACGCCAACGUGGUGGCAGUGGUUGCAGGUGUUGAACAUUACUUUAUCGGGAAGUUCGGCCCCGGGGAUGUCUACUUGGCCUACCUCCCGCUGGCACACAUCUUCGAGAUGGCAGCACAGGUUUGCAUGAUGUCCAUGGGCCUCGCAAUCGGCUAUGGGAAUCCGCACACCCUCACGGACAACGGGGUGAAGCUGAAGAAGCCAGAGUCUUCUGGAGACGCUGUUGUUCUGCAGCCGACCUGCAUGGUGUUUGCUCCGGCCGUGCUGGACAAGGUAUUUCAGGCGGUGACCGCGAAGCGUAAUGGGCUUGGCUACGUUGGCCAGACUCUCUUUGACUGGGGCUUGGCGUCUGGAUACAGGCAUUUUGAUCGCGGCCAAGUCGGCGCUAACUUUUUAUUGGACGCGCUGGUCUUCAAGAAGGUGCAAAACUUGAUGGGCGGACGCUUGAAAGGUGUUGUUACGGGAUCGGCUCCGCUCUCUCCAGACAUCCAGAAGUUCAUCCAGACAGUCUUGAAUGCCCCUACACGACAAGGGUAUGGCCUCACCGAGACCUGUGCUGGAAGUUGUGUUCAAUUCUGGGGCGACAGCUCGACAGGCGCAGUGGGUGUUCCCACGGUUUGCACCGUAAUUCGCCUGGCUGACUGGCCAGAGGGGAACUACAUGAACUCGGAUCUCAACAAGCCGGAGAUAGGAAUGCGUCGUGGGGAAGUCCUCAUAGGUGGACCCGCCAUCAGCCAGGGCUAUUUUAUUAGCGAGGCAACGCCCAAUGAAGAGCUUGUGAAGAAGAACAAGGAUGAUUGGGUGGAGAUCGAUGGCGUUCGCUUCUUCAGAACAGGGGAUGUUGGCCAAAUCAAGCCGGACAACACCCUGCAAAUCAUCGAUCGAAAGAAGGAUCUGUGGAAAGGUCCGAAUGGUGAGUACGUCGCUCUGACGAAGGUGGAGGCCGUGUUGAAGCUAUGCGAAUACGUCGACAUGCCGAUGUGCUAUGGCAAGACAGGCGGCAACUACACAAUCGGAUUGCUUUGCCCCCAGAAGCCGGCGAUCGAGCGCUUGGCAAGCGAGCUGGGAGUGUCCGGAAGCUUUGAGGAGAAAUGCCAGAAUGAGCAAGUCGUGGGCAAGGUGUUUGCUGCCUGCAAAGCAAAAUGCAAAGAGUUAAAGCUGCUGGACUUCGAGACGCCACAGAAGAUUGCCCUCAUCUCUGAUCUUUGGACUCCCGAGAAUGACAUGCUGACGGCUGCCAUGAAACUGAAGAGACCACUUAUCGCGGAGAAGCACAAGGAGGAGAUUCAGAAGCUCUACGCCUGA